UAAUGUGGAUUGGCGAAGCAAGCACGCAGUAUCUUAGUGCUUUCCCAGAUUUGAUGUAGUGUGUAUCAUAGUUAUCGAUUAUUAUUUAUUGAGUAAAAAAAAAAAAAAAAAAAAAAAAAAAAAAUUGUUUCUUAUAUAAUAAAUAUCAAUUUUCUUCAUUAUGACAGAAAAUCGUAAAGAAAUAAGAGUGUGGUGUGAUGGAUGUUAUGAUAUGGUACAUUUUGGCCAUGCGAAUUCUUUGCGUCAAGCGAAAGCAUUAGGUGAUUAUUUAGUUGUGGGUGUACAUACAGAUGAAGAAAUUACUAAACAUAAAGGACCACCAGUAUUUAUGGAACAAGAAAGAUAUAAAAUGGUUCGUGGUAUUAAGUGGGUAGAUGAAGUAGUUGAAGGAGCACCUUAUGUUACAACUCUGGAAACAUUAGACAAAUAUAAUUGUGAUUUUUGUGUUCAUGGUGAUGAUAUUACUAUGACAGCAGAUGGUGUAGAUACGUAUCAUUUGGUUAAAGCAGCAGGUCGCUACAGAGAAGUUCAGAGAACAGCUGGUGUAUCAACAACUGAUUUAGUAGGACGUAUGCUUUUAAUGACACGACAACAUUUUAAACAAGGAGAUAGUGAAUAUAGUGUUGAUAGAGAACCCAGUAAAAGCAUGGGUCAAGACAGAACAGCUCGAAGUCCUUGGACAGGUUGUUCACAAUUUUUACCUACUACACAAAAAAUUAUUCAAUUUAGUGAUGGAAAAAGUCCACAACCUGGAGACAAAAUAGUUUAUGUAGCAGGAGCAUUUGAUCUUUUUCAUGUUGGUCAUUUAGAUUUCUUAGAAGUUGCAAAAAAAGAAGGUGAUUAUCUUAUAGUUGGACUUCAUACAGAUCCAGUAGUUAAUCGGUACAAAUAUGGUAAUCAUCCAAUUAUGAAUCUUCAUGAAAGAGUACUUAGUGUAUUAGCAUGCAAGUAUGUUAAUGAAGUAGUAAUUGGAGCACCAUAUGAAGUUACUAAAGAUCUUAUGGAACAUUUUGAUGUAUCUAUUGUUUGUCAUGGUCAAACUCCUAUCAUGCCUUGUGAAGAUGGUUCAGAUCCAUAUGUUGAACCUAAAAGACAAAAUAAAUUUAAAUUGUUGGAUAGUGGUAAUGAUAUGACAACAGAAAAAAUUGUUGAGCGUAUAAUUCUUCACAGGUUGGAAUUUGAAGAUAGAAACUUAAAGAAAGAAAAAAAAGAGUUAGCAGCUUAUGAAGCCUUUAUAAAAUCCCAGAAAAAAGAAAGAACUGAAUAAUUUUUUCUGUAUAUGCAGAGUGUGUGAUAAUUAUAUUUUAUGAUAUAUAUAUUUGUAAAUAUGAUAUCACACUAAUAUUUAAAUUAUUUAAUUCUAUUUGGAUAUACAUUUAUAAUUAUACUAAAUAUUUAAAAUAUUAAUAUAUAAUACAAGUAUAUAUUAAUAUUUUAUAAAAAUAUUAUUUUUCAUUCCCAAUGAUUUAAUGAUAAAAAAAAAAUACAACGAUAAAUGUAUACAAAAUUGUGAAUAUUUGUAUAUUCAAAUAUUUUUAAUUAAAAACAUUUAGAAAAUUUUAUUUUAUGUUGCGAUAUUUAAUUAUGCAUAUAUAUAUAUAUAUCUGAUAUAAUAAUAUCAUU
Molecule: messenger RNA, 1623 nt
Organism: Apis dorsata (giant honeybee)
Lineage: Eukaryota; Metazoa; Arthropoda; Insecta; Hymenoptera; Apidae
Gene: Pect
Product: ethanolamine-phosphate cytidylyltransferase
Exons: 6
Coding region: 161-1267 (368 amino acids)
Biological process (GO): phosphatidylethanolamine biosynthetic process
Cellular component (GO): cytoplasm
Molecular function (GO): ethanolamine-phosphate cytidylyltransferase activity
Source: RefSeq, a predicted model, not a curated record